GUAAGUGUUCGAGGACUUGCUAAGGUGUGAUAACUCGGGAGUUCUGCAGCGUGAAAACAUCCACAAUGGUGUCAACAAGAUUCAUGAGCGUGUGUCUAGCUGUGUCAGUGUUGCUCGUCUACACCUUGACCAGUGUCCAGUCGGCACCAACCACCAAACGAGCACCACCCACGACCAAAGCACCACCGACCACCAAAGCACCAGUUAAGAAAGCACCAAAGACGACAAAACCACCACCUACAACGGCAAAGCCAAAACCACCCCCGAAGUCGAAACCACCUCAGACCCCGCAACCACCUCCGCCAACACCACCACCUACAAUCAUAGCACCUCAGCCAUGUCAGGAUGUUGUCUGUGCUGCUGUCGCCUGUGACGCCCCCAUCCUGACAGAAGGUGAAUGCUGCCCAACCUGUCCAGCAACCAGCUGUGAAGUGUUUGGCGCCCAGAUCCCUAUAGGAGAGACCCACUACUUCUCUGCUGACAUGUACUGUGUCUGUGAAUCUACAGAGUCUAUGUACUGUGUCGCCUAGUGAGUUGCCAGAACAAAGGUCUUCGCACUAUGCCAAAAUAAAACAUGAAAAAUAA
Molecule: messenger RNA, 585 nt
Organism: Physella acuta
Lineage: Eukaryota; Metazoa; Mollusca; Gastropoda; Physidae
Source: RefSeq, a predicted model, not a curated record